GAAGGAUGGUCAAUUGAGCAUCAUAGUUUGACAUCCAAACUUAUUAGACCUAUGGAAUGUCUCCACCCCUUUCCACUAGAAUAUAACCCACAGAAUGUAGCCGGCAGUAUUGGAUCUUUAUCUACAUUAAGUUUGCCAUUGAACCCUGUUCAGGUGCACCUCAAAUAAUGAGGAGGAACCAUAAUAAAUUGUACUAGUCACGAUCUAAAUUCAGUUGAAUGCACGCAUUUGGUUGCAGUGCUCUCAUUCUAGCUGUCACAGACUCACAUCAAGUGUGUUGCGUGGUGAUCCUGUUAGAUUAACACUCAUGUUGCCCUUAGGCUUAGCUUUGCUUGCUUGAAUCACGCUAAGUUCAGCUUGAGUAUGGGACUGAAGAAAGGCUGAACUUAUUUUGUUUUCAAACAAGUCAAGAGAAGAUCAACCUUUGACAUUCUCACCAUAACUUAUAAUGAACUUCCUUUGCUUAUAAUGUCAUUAAUACAAUAAUGGUGGUAAGCAGUAACUCGAAAGAUUUCCCAGAUUGCUGUUGAAGGUUGUAUUGUUGUCUGUCAUGAUUCUGAACCUGUGAGAAGGAACUCUUUGGUUCUUUUAAAUGUUCAUUUUUCAACUACAUUCUCUUGGAUGAGUAAUCUCCAGUUCUUUCUCAGAGUUUGGAACUUUGCACAACUGACAAAGAUGGCCAUUUAGAUCUUUGAUGUAUGCUAACAUUUAUUGUUUUCAGAAUUUAUUGUGGUACUCUUGUUCUUUAAUUUGCACACAUUUUCUGGCUCCAAUACUCAGUUUCGAACUUUUGAGCACUUGGUUACCUGACAUGAUGGUUCAUUUUUUGUUUAUUUUCUAGGAAAGAUCUAUGCUUUAUUUGGUAUUGAAGAUUCUUAUUUUUUGCCUUAUUAACCUACAGUUGAUUCGGUGCGAAAGGACAGAAAGUGACUGUUAGUAUAGGGUCCAUGGAUUCUCCAACGCAAAACACAUCGCUGCAGCGGCUUCAAAAUGUUGAGAAGAGAAUUAUAAAGGUUUUGGAGCUAGCCGGUGGAGUGAUGGACGAACUAGCUAAUCCUGCUGGUCCCAGAAAGGAAUUUCUCAACAACCAUUGCCGUGAAUUCAUGCAACUGAUCAAAGACAUCCAAGUAACAUUGAGAGAUGAAAUCAAAAGUGCAUGUGAAUACCGCCCGUUCGAGAAGUGCGAUUACAGUUCAAGAAUAGCUGAUGAGAUUUGUCUCAAAAAGCUGAAAUACAUCAUUUCUCAGCUGGAUGUAAUGAAAGAAUCAAUUGAAGAGCACGAUAGUGAAGCUUGACCACCAAAAGUUCAACCCUAUUAAUAAGUACAAGAUUAGGUAAGACCAUUAAGGGAAAUCAUUGCGGAAUAUCUAUUUUUCUCAGAUCAGGAGCACUUAAGGUAAUAAGAUGGUAGUUCUACUAUGUUUAUGGAUGAUGCUUUGGUUUGGCCUUUG
This is a messenger RNA of Rhodamnia argentea, 1451 nucleotides long. Its product is annotated as mediator of RNA polymerase II transcription subunit 11-like. The transcript has a single exon. Gene Ontology annotation, molecular function: transcription coregulator activity. Bases 948 to 1295 code for a protein of 115 amino acids. Lineage: Eukaryota; Viridiplantae; Streptophyta; Magnoliopsida; Myrtales; Myrtaceae. Gene Ontology annotation, biological process: regulation of transcription by RNA polymerase II. Gene Ontology annotation, cellular component: mediator complex. The record is from RefSeq and is a predicted model, not a curated record.